Molecule: messenger RNA, 6519 nt
Organism: Chelmon rostratus (copperband butterflyfish)
Lineage: Eukaryota; Metazoa; Chordata; Actinopteri; Chaetodontiformes; Chaetodontidae
Gene: edc4
Product: enhancer of mRNA decapping 4
Exons: 30
Coding region: 80-4258 (1392 amino acids)
Biological process (GO): deadenylation-independent decapping of nuclear-transcribed mRNA
Cellular component (GO): P-body
Molecular function (GO): protein binding
Source: RefSeq, a predicted model, not a curated record
GGGAACAUUGACAGCAUCGUAUCUAACAAGAAAUCAUUCUCUCCCCCGAAAGUAUCCCAGUCUCCCCUUUCCCUCACACAUGGCGUCCAAUUCUAGCAUAGACAUUGAGGGUGCGACCCAGCAUCUCCGGGACAUCCUCAAGCUCGACCGUCCCGGGAACGGCACCGAUGCAUCAAGUGAUGGCCAGAGAUUGCCGUCUUUUAAUGGAGAGCUGAACGGGUUAUUAGGAGCAGCAGGCCUUCUGGGAAGCACUGAUCGGUCAACCAUGUCAGAAUCUAGCAGACCGCUCUCCACAGACAUCAGCGCACAGGAAACUCAGAUAAUCUGCCUUUCCGGUGAUGAUGGCUCCACCUGCAUGCCCAUCACCUCCAACAGUGUGGAGAUUGUGGCGAGUCAAGAUUCCAGCAUCAACAGCAAGGCUCGUGGCAGCAACCAGGUGAAGAUUCAACCUGUUGCCAAGUACGACUGGGAGCACAAGUACUAUUAUGGCAGACUGAUAGCUGUGUCUAACUCGUUCCUGGCCUAUGCCAUCAGAGGAGCCAAUAACCACGCGAUGAUUCGUGUCUUGAGUGUGAGUUUUGGUGAGCGCUCCCUACUAAAGGGCUUCACUGGAGCUGUCACAGAUCUGGCUUUUGCCCACCUUGACUCCUCCCUGCUGGGUUGUGUAGAUGAAGCGGGCAACCUGAUGGUCUGGCAGCUCACCUGCACUGGAAGCAAGAUACUUGAUCAGGUGGUGGUUCAUAUCCGUCGGCCAGAAGACACCCCACUGAACUCCCACCGUCGCCUCAUUUGGUGCCCGUUUAUUCAGGAUGACAAUGAGGAGAACCAGGAUGACACUAGCCAGACCUUAGCCCUUCUGCAUGAAGACAGGGCGGAGGUGUGGGACCUGGAAGUUCUGAGAGCCAACAAUAGCAGUUGGCCCAUCGAUGCCACAGAUCUAAAAGAAGGCCUCAUCACAGUCAAGGGACAUACCCAGCGAGUGAGUGAAGGGGCCCUGUCUCCAGAUGGUACCGUGUUAGCCACAGCCAGCCAUGAUGGAUAUAUCAAGUUCUGGCAGAUAUACAUAGAAGGGGGACAGGACAAGCCAAGAUGUCUUCAUGAAUUGCGGCCUCAUGGUGGACGUCCCCUCUCCUGCCUUCUUUUCUGUGACAAUCACAAGAGGCAGGACCCAGAGGUUCCUUUCUGGCGGUUCCUGAUAACUGGAGCGGAUCAGAACCAGGAGUUGAAAAUGUGGUGCACUGUUUCCUGGACCUGUUUACAGACCAUCAGGUUUUCUCCGGAUCUGUUCAACUCAUCAGUUUUGCCAAGUCUGAAGGCCAGUCUGGACCUCUCUGCUGAAUAUCUCAUCCUCACUGAUGUACAGAGGAAGGUUCUGUAUGUGAUGGAGCUGCGGCAGGACCUGGAGAAAGGCAAGGCCACAUUCACCGCAGUUUCAGAGUUCCUGCUCACCCACCCUGUGCUCAGCUUUGGUGUCCGGGAUGUCUCCCACAGCCGAUUGCGACACACAGAGGUUCUACCUGCAGAGGAGGAGAGCGAGAGCCUGACAACAGAGGGCACUCAAGGACCCACAGAGUCCAAGUCUGGGAUUCAAAUUAAACUCUACUGUGUUCACACCAAGAGUCUGCAGGAUGUCCAGAUCUGGUUUCAGCCCAACUUGGGUUCCAGCUCAGCAGUCUUCCUGCCCCACUCUGAUUCUCAGGAUGGUUUUGCAGGGUUUUCAGACCAUCUUACUGACCAGAGCUCUGACAAGGAGUCAGGAAGUGGCUCACAGACCGACCUUAGGAAGAUCCCAUCGCUUCCUGCUCCCACUGACUUCCUGUCAAACUCGGGUACCAGCAGCGGGACGAUGCCGAAGCUGAUGACUCCUGACGCCUUCAUGACACCAAGCACUUCAGUACCGGCAUCUCCUGGAAGCAGCGCCAGCAGUCUCACCAUCGUGACAGCUAUCAGUAGCAACUCUGAUUCAACUAACAGAGCUAUGGACGAUAUCAGUCAGAGUCCUAACAGAGCAGAGAACAACAACAGCAGCAGCAGUCUGGCACUCUCCACUUCCACCAGCAGCCCAAGAGCUGCUUCUGCUGUGCUGCUGCCUGGACUGGAGAACCUCCAGGCUUUAGCAUCCCCUAGUGGUCCUCUUGCACUGGACAGCCCUCAGGUUCUGGAUUCUCCCCUCCUACCACCUCUGGCCUCUCCGACCAGGGCCCGCUCUCCUGACGUCAUCUCCUCAGCCUCCACAGCCAUGUCCCAGGACAUGCCAGAGAUUGCAUCACAGACCCUGCAGCUUCAGCGUGGACUAGUGUCUAGCUUGGAGCCCUUACCUCUGUCUGCUCUCCAAACAGACAGCAUGGCCUCUGCUGCAUCUGCCCUGCACCUACUCACCUCACCACGAACAGCCAAUAACAGCUUGUUGCCCCUCGAACUUGGAGGUGCAGACGGGCCAGUGGGUGGGGCAGUUGAGUCAGAGCCCAGACUCAGCCACACCCCAUCUCUUCUUGAGAACGCCUUAUCACAGGAGAACCCUGGAGUUGGAGGAGGAUCCUCAGAUGGUAGUGUUAGCCACACACCGUGGCCAGCCGCACCCGACAUCACUAGAGAAACCAGGAACAGUCUCAGGGACAAUGGUCUUGGCGACUGUUCAAGAGAGGAGUCGAAGGACAGACACCUGAGCUCUCCUUACCAUCGGCGCUCCUAUCACCUCACACAGAACGACAGUCAGGAUGCUGGAGCAGAGCAGAGUGAUCCUGAUGAUGAGGUGGCCAGCCUGGCAUCAUCCUCAGGGAAUUGUGGCACUCGCUCUUCUCAUAGACUACCGGUUAAGGAUUGGAAGACCUCACCGCGAGGUUCGCCAAAACUAAAGAGGAAGACCAGGAAAGAUGAUGGUGAAUUGUCUCAGUCCAGACAAAUGGACUCUGGUCAGAUGAAUGUGGAAGUCCAGGAAGAGUUGUUGAUGCUCCUGCGUAGCCAGCAGAGGGAGUUAACUGAACUGCGUGGACAGAUAGAAGCCAUGCAGACCUCCGUUUUGACACAGGUAGAGCAUGUCCUGACCAACCACCAGGAACAAGAACAACGCAGACUAGAGAGAGUUCUGGCAGAGAGUCAGAAUCAGCAGCAGCAGCUUCAAGAGGAGCUCAGCCAGCAGCUCAGCCACACCCUCAGCUCAGUGCUAACCAACAGAAUGGACAAAGUGCUACGAGAGGAAAUGAAGAAAACAGUCCCACAAACAAUCUCAAAGAGUCUGGAGCCAGUGACAGGUCACCUGAGCAAUACAAUUGCUGCUAAGCUGACCGCUGUGGAGGUUACCCUGAAGGACAAUGUCAGUAAGGUGGUCAAAUCAAAGAACACAACAGACGCAAUUGGUCGAGCAGCAGCUGAAGCGAUGCAAGGGCCCAUCCAGGCAGCCUAUAAAGAUGCCUUCCAAAGCAUCGUGCUGCCCGUUUUUGAAAGGAACUGCCAGUCCAUGUUUCAACAGAUCAAUGACAGCUUCAAACAAGGCACACAGGAAUACAUCCAGCAGCUUGAGACCCAUAUGAAGAACAGGAAGCAGAGAGAGCAGGAGGCACGGGACCCUAUGAUUGGCCAGCUUCAGCAGAUGAUCGACAGCUUCCAAAGCUCCACCGACCAGCUGACCAAUAACAUCACAGCUAAUGUCCGGGCAGACGUCCAGCACCAGAUCCAGAUGAUGGUGGGAAAUUUGCAGGAAUCUAUUCUUAGCCAUGUGCAGCGAAUUGUCAAAGUGGAGGUGAGCCUUGCAAUGAAGGAGCAGCAGGCAGUGGUCACCUCCAGCAUCAUGCAGGCAAUGAGGUCAGCGGCUGGGACACCCGUCCCCACAGCACACCUAGACUACCAGACACAGCAGGCCAACAUCCUGCAGCUCCUCCAGCAGGGCCAGCUCAACCAGGCUUUUCAGCAGGCUCUGUCAGCGACAGAUCUGAACCUGGUCUUGUAUGUGUGUGAGACCAUCGACUCUCAGCAGGUCUUCGGUCAGCACCCCUGCCCUCUCAGCCAGCCUGUGCUGCUGUCGCUCAUCCAGCAGCUCUCCUCCAACCUUACAACCCGCUCUGAGCUCAAAAUCAGCUACUUGGAGGACGCAGUGAUGAAUCUGGACCACGGCGACCCGCUGACAAGAGACCACAUGGCCGCCGUGCUGGCCCAGGUCAGACCGAAGCUCUUCACCUUCCUGCAGCAAGACCCCCACAGCCCGCUCAGCAAGAGGGCACGACGCCUGAUGAUGAUGCUGCAGGGUCUCGUCAACCACUAGUCCUUCAUUUAAGGUGAAAGGUGAAAGCUCCUAAAGACUGAGUUUGAAACCUCUCACUAGGUUCAAGAAGAGGGUUUCCUCCAAGCCCAUCUGUCCCUCCACACAACCCUAAAUCCAGCUCUUUCUUUCCCUGUUCGAUUUGUUCUCGUUCCCCUCCCUGUUCUACCUGCACCAGUGAAGUGUCAAGUUAGGAAAUAGAAUCUGUUUUUGUUCCUUUUUUCCCCCUGGACAGACCUUCAGUGCAAGACAAUAAUGGUCUGGACGACUCAGAAGCUCACCGGAGAUUCUUCCAGACCUUUGUUACUGCUGCUUUCCCCCCCUGCCCAAAAGGCAUUCUGGUGGUCUCUCCUCCUUUUAUCCCCACCAAGAAGCAUAAGACUGUCUUAGAAAGGACAGCCAGAGAGCCUGAGAUUUCUGGUCAUCCUCGUCUCCCAGACACACUGUACCUGACACCGCUUUGAUGUCAUUUCAUCCUAAUGGGCAUAAGACUCAAAGAAUGUUCAGCUGUGUGGUCCACAAGACCAAACAAUGCUGUUUCUUUUGUUCUACUUGUGUUCCUCUGACCUGUCAGUCAGACAUGCGGGGGCUUCUUCCAAGCAACAGAAGUAACAAAAGUAGGCUAAAAGAAGACAUGUUUCGCCUCAAAAUGUCACCUUAUCUAUCGUAUCUUGGCCUUAAGAGCAAACAGCAGGCUUGGACACAUUUUUUUUUUUAAAUACAAACCAGCAUCCUCACUAGAGCCAACUUGGAAUUCAGUUGCUGCAGGAUUACAUUGUCCUCAGUUCAGUUCUUUUAAACAACCAAGCUAAUCCCAGCAACCAAAAGUAUGUAACAUCCAAAGCCAUUUUAUGUUGGUUGCAUAUUUCCUUUCAGUGAUUUCUUAAUAGGUUAAAGACGACAACCUUGCCAGGCCAAGUCUUUCUCAGUGCUUUGAAGAGGAUCAACACAUUGAGUUGUUUUACCGAAAAGUUAAUAGAAUUUAUUCCUGUGUUUGAAGUGUUCAGGAUGAAAAGCAUAUCUCAUUAUACUUUUUCCACCUGGCCUUGUUUCCGCAAUUCAUUCUAAUGAGGCUUUUGGAAGGAUACAAGAUUAAAGGAUGAGAAAUAACAUUUUUCAAAUGUGACAAAUAUUUGCAAAGAUCCUCCAGGCUGAAAAGAAUUCGCCUGUAAAAUCUGAAAUGUUUGGAGACCAGCAUUGAGUUUGGCAGCCGUCCAUGUGUACAGCUCUGUCCUGUAAAUUGAUAGACUUCUCCCCAUGUUUUCUUCUGUAUGUCAGACCCUUUUUUAUAUAAACAUUUAGUAUUUGUAAGACUUGUAUACUUGCUUUAAGAGUUGUCAAACUAGUUAAAAUACAUAAUAAAUCACUUCUUAAACAUACUGGUUACUGAUGUUAUUUUAUCAGGAUGUUCCAAAUAUUGUUUGUAAACUUAAUGUGCAGUUACUUCUCAUAGACUGUGGGAGGCAGCACUUAGUUGGACUGCAGAAAUUCACCCUGCUCGUUUAGGUUUUCAGUUCAGAAAUCAUUCCUGCGCUUGUAGUAUCUGUUUAACCAAACAUUGAAAAGCCUGCCUCCAGGUUGUAAAUGCACCCUUUGUUCAUCUUUAAAGUGUGAUGAAAGUGUAUGAUAAUUUGUGUACAGCUCAUUUACACACAUAUUUGACUUGCGGGGGUGGCCAGCCCGUUUUGCUGAUUGUAAAAUAAAAGUUCUGUUAAUUUGACCUCUGUGUUUAGAAUCUCUUAAGUUGGAUUUGUCUAGCAAGUGCCUUAUUGCAUUCUACAUGUUUUACUUUAACAUUUGAUCCCGUAUAAGCCUUUAGAGAACUAAUGUUCAAGCGUUAUCCCAUAGCAGUUCCAUUUAACCUUUGCAAGCAUUUAUGUCAUUGAGAGGUCAUUUUGGCUGGAACUGGAGUUGAUCUCACACAGCAGAGGAGAUUCUGUGUGUUUCGUUUGCAAACAUUUGGCUACCAAGCCAGUUGAUUGGAUACAUAUUUGAAUGCUCAUGCAGCAGAAAGAGAUGCACUGUUUUGACCACCUUUACCUUUCGGUUACACACCCUGGUUUAUUGUCCUCUGAGUAGAAGUACAGGUUGACUCCUGCUUUACCGCGAGUGGGAGCUGUGUGUGAGAAACAUGACUGUGUACGUUAUUUUUAAUUUUUUUUGGCUUUCCAUUGUGUUCAUUUCCCUCUGCUUGGAUGGUUAAGUUGUAUCUUUUACAGUUUCUUUUACCCUAAACAUUUUGGAAUAAAAAGACUUGCUCAAUU